Molecule: messenger RNA, 676 nt
Organism: Daphnia pulicaria
Lineage: Eukaryota; Metazoa; Arthropoda; Branchiopoda; Diplostraca; Daphniidae
Product: tropomodulin-2-like
Exons: 4
Coding region: 170-448 (92 amino acids)
Biological process (GO): myofibril assembly; pointed-end actin filament capping
Cellular component (GO): myofibril
Molecular function (GO): tropomyosin binding
Source: RefSeq, a predicted model, not a curated record
UUGCUUCUUCUACACAUCGGGCGGAGAAAGAAAUCGAGGCAACAAUAGACACGUCAAUAUACCAGAGACCGGUUCAGCAGGGAGUUGUUUCAAAGUUGUCGAGUGUCUUGUGGCUAUCUAGCAACGUGCAGAGAUCAAAAGUUUCAGGAAAGCUGUUCUACACAACCCCAUGGCAUCCACAAAGACUAAUGAAAAAGCUCAAAAGGAAGACGACGACUUUGACGUCGACGAUCUCCUGACUCAACUUUCUGCGGAGGAGUUGGAAAUGCUCUCCAAAGAAGUCGAUCCCGAUGAUAAGUUUGUUCCUCCUGCUGAGCGCACUAAUUACCACUGCGAACGAAAAGACACCGGUAAAAUGGACAAGAAACAUCUUAACGACCACAUUAGCAAAAUUGCACUGGAAACGCCCGAUCAACCCGAAAAUGUGCCGUUUAGCGGUAAAAAGUAAAACUAUCGUCGCUACACGGUGCCAGAGAAGCCGCCGCUAAAGAAAAUGAUGUCGUUCGACCCAACAACAUCGCCAACGUAUAUCUUGUGUAGUCUUCCACAUCCCACUUCCUUCCAUCAAAUGGUUAUUCUUUUUUUUUCAAAUUUAGUUAAAUAUCGUCAUACAAAAAUUUGAUAUGCUGAAAACUUCAAAAUUAGCAAUCUUUAAUAAAUGUCCUUUUGUCAGAUU